AUGCCUGUCCGCAGGGGCCACGUCGCGCCCCAAAACACUUACCUGGACACCAUCAUCCGCAAAUUCGAGGGCCAGAGUCGAAAGUUCCUGAUCGCCAAUGCUCAGAUGGAGAACUGCGCCAUCAUUUACUGCAACGAUGGCUUCUGCGAGCUCUUUGGCUACUCCCGAGUGGAGGUGAUGCAGCGACCCUGCACCUGUGACUUCCUCACGGGCCCCAACACCCCACCCAGUGCCAUGUCCCGCCUGGCGCAGGCCCUGCUGGGGGCUGAGGAGUGCAAGGUGGACAUCCUCUACUACCGCAAGGAUGCCUCCAGCUUCCGCUGCCUGGUGGACGUGGUGCCCGUGAAGAAUGAGGAUGGGGCCGUCAUCAUGUUCAUUCUCAACUUCGAGGAUCUGGCCCAGCUCCUGGCCAAGAGUGGGAGCCGCAGCCUCUCCCAGCGCCUGCUGUCCCAGAGCUUCCCGGGCUCUGAGGGCUCUCACGGCAGGCCGGGUACAAGGGGGCCUGGCACGGGCAGGGUCAAGUACAGGACCAUCAGCCAAAUCCCGCAGUUCACACUCAACUUUGUGGAGUUCAACCUGGAGAAGCACCGCUCAGGCUCCACCACAGAAAUUGAGAUCAUCGCACCCCACAAGGUGGUGGAGCGGACCCAGAAUGUCACCGAGAAGGUCACCCAGGUCUUGUCUCUGGGUGCGGACGUGCUGCCGGAGUACAAGCUGCAGGCACCACGCAUCCAUCGCGGGACCCUCCUGCACUACAGCCCCUUCAAGGCCGUGUGGGACUGGCUCAUCCUGCUGCUGGUCAUCUACACGGCCGUCUUCACACCCUACUCAGCCGCCUUCCUGCUUAGCGACCAGGACGAGUCUCAGCGCGGGGACUGCAGCUACACCUGCAGUCCACUCACAGUGGUGGACCUCAUCGUGGACAUCAUGUUUGUCGUGGACAUUGUCAUCAACUUCCGCACCACUUAUGUCAACACCAACGACGAGGUGGUCAGCCACCCCCGCCGCAUCGCUGUCCACUACUUCAAGGGCUGGUUCCUCAUUGACAUGGUGGCAGCCAUUCCCUUUGACCUGCUCAUCUUUCGCACUGGCUCUGAUGAGACCACGACCCUGAUUGGGCUGCUGAAGACAGCGCGGCUGCUGCGGCUGGUGCGCGUGGCCAGGAAGCUGGACCGCUACUCUGAGUAUGGGGCAGCUGUGCUCUUCCUGCUCAUGUGUACGUUUGCACUCAUUGCACACUGGCUGGCCUGCAUUUGGUAUGCCAUCGGCAACGUGGAGCGGCCCUACCUGGAGCCCAAGAUCGGCUGGCUGGACAGCCUGGGCGUGCAGCUUGGCAAGCGCUACAAUGGCAGCGACCCGGCCUCAGGUCCCUCGGUGCAGGACAAGUAUGUCACUGCCCUCUACUUCACCUUCAGCAGCCUCACCAGCGUGGGCUUCGGCAACAUCUCUCCCAACACCAACUCAGAGAAGGUCUUCUCCAUCUGCGUCAUGCUCAUUGGCUCCCUCAUGUAUGCCAGCAUCUUUGGCAACGUGUCUGCCAUCAUCCAACGCCUGUAUUCAGGCACGGCGCGCUACCACACGCAGAUGCUGCGAGUCAAGGAGUUCAUCCGCUUCCACCAGAUACCCAACCCGCUGCGGCAGCGCCUGGAAGAGUACUUCCAGCACGCCUGGUCCUACACCAACGGCAUCGACAUGAAUGCGGUGCUGAAGGGCUUCCCCGAGUGCCUGCAGGCCGACAUCUGCCUGCACCUGCACCGCGCGCUGCUGCAGCACUGCCCGGCCUUCCGCGGAGCCAGCAAGGGCUGCCUGCGCGCUCUCGCCGUGAAGUUCAAGACGACGCACGCGCCGCCGGGGGACACGCUGGUGCACUUCGGCGACGUGCUCUCCACGCUCUACUUCAUCUCCCGCGGCUCCAUCGAGAUCCUGCGUGACGACGUGGUCGUGGCCAUCCUAGGAAAGAAUGACAUCUUCGGGGAGCCUGUUAGCCUCCACGCCCAGCCAGGCAAGUCCAGUGCAGACGUGCGGGCCCUGACAUACUGCGACCUGCACAAGAUCCAGCGGACAGACCUGCUGGAGGUGCUGGACAUGUACCCUGCCUUCGCAGAUAGCUUCUGGAGUAAGCUGGAAGUCACCUUCAACCUUCGGGAUGCAGACGGGGGUCUCCAGUCAUCACCCCAAAAGGCUCCAGGCAGUCAGGACCACCAAGUCUUCUUCCUCAGUGACAGCGAGUCAGGUGCAGCCCCUUCCCUGAGCCUCUCAGAUGCAUCUGGCCUGUGGCCUGAGCUGCUGCAGCAAGUGCCCCAAAGGCCAAGGCACAGCCCUCCAGACCCUCAGGAAGUGGCAGACUGCUGGUCUCGGGAGCUGGGCCCCAGGCUGGAGCAGCUCCAGGCCCAGAUGAAUAGGCUGGAAUCCCGCAUGUCCUCAGAUGUCAGCCGCAUCCUGCAGCUCCUUAAGCAGCCCCUGCCUCAGGGCCAUACUGGCUACAUUCUGGGAGCCCCAGCCUCCAGUGACCUGGCCUUGUUUCCUGCAUCAGCGACUCAGAGUCUAGGAAAUAGGCUGUCCCAGGACGGCCUGUCCCCUGCACAGGCCCCAGGCUGUGGUGACUUGGACAAAUGUAGGCCGAAGCGCAGGAAGUCCUCCUCCAGGAUGCCUCACCUGGCCAUGGCGAUGGACAAAACUCUGACAUUGUCCUCUGAACUGAAGCAGCCUGAGGAGCUCCUGUCAUCCCUGGCCUCACCUCUGCAUCCCCUAGGGGCACAGGCACUCGCCUGUGGUCCCCGCUUCCCCUCCCUCCCGGAACACCUCAGCUCUAUCCCCAAGCAGCUGGAGUUCCAGAGACAUGGCUCAGAUCCUGGAUUGGUAGGGAGUUGGAGCCACUGAACUCCGAGACAAAAGAUACCAUGAGGGGCUUGAAGGUGGGUAAGGUGAGAGUUAAGGAUUUGGGGGAGGCAGAGAGCCACCAAAAUGGACCUCUGAAAACCAUUCUCCUGAAGUAGCUACAAACUGCUAACUCAGGUGACCCAAGAUGGCAGGGGCGAGGAGACUCAGGAGUCUUCCCAGGCUCCUCCAGGCCUCUCUGUUUAGAUAGCAAGCCUGGAGAAGGGUGGGCAAGCACCUUGGGCAUGGAGGUAGCUUACAGGACAGUGGGGUCAGUGAGGAAAAGAGAAAUUUCUGAUCUGUGUGAGAGCCUUGCUCUGGGCUGGGUGCAAUCAUCUCCUGACUCGGAACCAUCCAUGGCCUCUCUCCCAGCACCCAAGGUUGGUCAGACCUCCUAUGAG
Molecule: messenger RNA, 3278 nt
Organism: Molossus molossus (Pallas's mastiff bat)
Lineage: Eukaryota; Metazoa; Chordata; Mammalia; Chiroptera; Molossidae
Gene: KCNH6
Product: potassium voltage-gated channel subfamily H member 6
Exons: 13
Coding region: 1-2880 (959 amino acids)
Biological process (GO): membrane repolarization during action potential; regulation of ventricular cardiac muscle cell membrane repolarization; regulation of heart rate by cardiac conduction
Cellular component (GO): membrane
Molecular function (GO): inward rectifier potassium channel activity
Source: RefSeq, a predicted model, not a curated record